AUUCAGAAGUAACCGCAACUUCAAAGUUGAGGACGAUAAAUUAUAGAUUCAAAAAAUGAAUUUAUACGCGUUUGUAAUAUUGUGUGGGAUUUAUCUUAGUUCUGCUGCUGCUGCUAUUCCAAAGGGGUUAAGCGAGAAUGAUCCAUCUUUAAAACAGUUGGAGAUGCCAUGUCUCGUGUUUCCAAAUCUACCUAUGAAUUCCCGCAGAACGUGUAGUAACGAGAUUUGUACGGUCACUUGUAUGGAUGGAUACAAAUUCCCCGAUGGAGGUAAAGUGGCGGAAAUGCACUGCGUGGCAGGCGCCUGGCAGCCGGCUAUUCGCGACUGUAUACCAGAAUGCAAUCUUCCCUGUUUAAAUGGGGGUGUUUGUGGAUUGCCUAACACUUGCCUUUGCCCCACAGCUUAUAAAGGGCCUCAGUGUCAAGACUCAAACUGUGACCAAAAGUGUCAGAACGGUGGUACUUGCGUUGCAAAGAAUUUAUGUCAAUGCACCAACGAUUUCUAUGGGAACUAUUGCGAGAAGAAAAAUGAGUGUCUCGCGCCUCCUAAUCUACCAAAGAACUCUAGGAGAUUAUGCAGUACACUGUCGUGCAUCGUCACGUGUAACAGUGGAUACAAAUUCCCUGACGGCUCAACUGACGCAGGAGUUUACUGCGUGGGUGGCGCGUGGCAACCUACGUCCACGCCUGACUGCAUUUUGAAUUAAUUGUUUUUGAUAUUCCAUUUUUUAAAUGUCAUUUAUCUUUUUUUUCAUCUUUUACUCUCUAAUUUUUAAUGAUGAUUAUAGAUAUUGUAUUAAUUUUUUUAAUCAGUAUGGAAGACAUUAAAAAUAAAU
Messenger RNA from Papilio xuthus (Asian swallowtail), 835 nucleotides. NCBI's taxonomy places the organism in Eukaryota, Metazoa, Arthropoda, Insecta, Lepidoptera, Papilionidae. The record is from RefSeq and is a predicted model, not a curated record.